This is a messenger RNA of Penicillium nucicola, 1860 nucleotides long. RefSeq lists its product as uncharacterized. Lineage: Eukaryota; Fungi; Ascomycota; Eurotiomycetes; Eurotiales; Aspergillaceae. Bases 1 to 1860 code for a protein of 619 amino acids. The record is from RefSeq and is a predicted model, not a curated record. Gene Ontology annotation, molecular function: microtubule binding. Gene Ontology annotation, biological process: spindle assembly. The transcript is spliced from 2 exons. Gene Ontology annotation, cellular component: mitotic spindle microtubule; HAUS complex.
AUGGCUGCAACAAGGCCGAACAGGCCAAAACCCCUGGACUGGCCGGGUCCCUCACACCAAGAUGUCUUUGUUCGAAACUUGAAGCUGUUGCGAUUGGAUCAACGCGAGGACUGGCCCAACAUCUCGAUUCGCGCGCUGUCGGCGUCAUCGCAGAACCAACGGCAACGGAUCCGCUUGAUAGAAUGGGGAUUAUACUACCUUUUCGUCAUCUGGGAUCCAGAGGGAGCCCAGAAUAAACUGCGUCCUUUCUUUCCUCCGCUCGAACCCCUACAGUCUGUCAACCUUCGCGCCGCCCUGUUCAGGAGUCUGGGUGAAUUGAAAAAGAAUGGCGAUCUGGGACGAGAGAUCAUCUUGCGCAAGACUAUGCUAGAUGACUGCAAAGGAGAGAAAUUCGAUGAGUUACUCGCUGGCUUCUCUACGGCCGUUCUCCGCAAAUACGUCGCCGCAGAUGUAGACGAGAUGGCCUGGAGCUCCUCUAUGAAAUUGUCGACCGCUACAGCAAUGACGCCAACAAACUAUCAAAACUUGUUGCCGCUCAUUCUUGCCCACCAGGUUUCCUUGGGUGCUGGCGAAGAACGGCGUGCUCGAGUCCAGCGUGCUUAUGCUCAAUUCUCGGAGCUACUGGAUAACAAAAAAACCGAGCUAGCCGAACGAACCAACAAAGAACAGCGGACUAAAGAGCAGCAGAGCAAAGGAAGCUUGCAAAUGAAUCCGGAAAGCCUGGCGCACGAACUGCAAGCAAAUUGGCUAGGCAAUAAAGAAUGGGCCACUGCUCUGCUGAAAGGCGGAUUGCAAAGUAGCUCGGAUGCUUUCCUGGAGCUUCCUUUCCCGGAGGCUUUGUCGCGGGCAAUUGCCCCGCCUGGCAGUGGUCUCGAGAAUAAUUUGAAACAUGACCUGAUUGUUGAUCUCAACUCCCGGGUAUUGAUGCAAAGAAGUCGAUUGCACAAGUGGCAUGAAUACAAUGACUCUCUUUCGAAAGAAAGAGGCACAGACACCAACGCAGCGAGCAAAGCCUCUUCCAAAGAGAAUCGGCUAUUUUUCCACAACCACCAAUCUCUUACCGUUGCCAGCAUAUCCAAAUCGAAACGCCAGCCUGGAGAUAGGGAGCGAGCCCUAAAAGGAGCAGAUCGAUCUCUGCUUUCAUCUGUAAAUGAAGCUCUCGCUCGCAUCAAUGGUAAAUCCCGUCCCAGGCGUGAUGAUUCUACAUUCGAGGUAGAACCGAGUUAUGAGCCCCAAUUUCAAAGCUCGUCGGAAGAACCAGAAUCGCCGAUAAUGGUAUACGGUCACCCUACAGGUCUUCCGGUAGAUCUAGCUGCCUCGGAGAUAUCAUACACACCUCCCGAGCCUGAACCCGAACCCCAACGGGAGCCAGUCCAGCCGACUCCAACUGUUCGCCUCUCCCCAGAUAUUCCCUCUUCGCCAGAGCAUGAGCCAGAUCCAGAGCCCAUUAAACGCUCCCAUACAUUGGUCGAACGCACGCGCAAAUCGAUGUCUCUCCUACCACCAGGCCAUGAACCGCAAGUCCGUUCCCGCCAGCGUCGUGGACCUCGCCCCUCCUACCCAGUGAAUCAAUUCGUUACUCCACGAAAGGCCUCUGCGCAAUCGACACGCUCAAUUGACCAGAUUUCUCGCGCUUCCACACCACAGGAUCAGCUCUUUGAGGAAGAUGCUGAAUAUGCUAGUGUGUUCAAGUCGCGGCCGCGUGUAGCGCUGAGUCCUAUAUCUUCGCCGGCUGUUCAUGUCAGUCCCUCUUUUGAAGAUGAGAGCUUUAUUCUAGAUGACGAGGAUGAUAGUUAUGAUGAUGUCUCGGAGUGGGGGGUUAUUGAUUCUCCAUUGGCUGCUGCUCGGUCUAGGAAUUGA